Molecule: messenger RNA, 2507 nt
Organism: Nematolebias whitei (Rio pearlfish)
Lineage: Eukaryota; Metazoa; Chordata; Actinopteri; Cyprinodontiformes; Rivulidae
Gene: fzd10
Product: frizzled class receptor 10
Exons: 2
Biological process (GO): non-canonical Wnt signaling pathway; canonical Wnt signaling pathway
Cellular component (GO): plasma membrane
Molecular function (GO): Wnt-protein binding; Wnt receptor activity
Source: RefSeq, a predicted model, not a curated record
GUUUGGAAACAAAACAAAGAAACUAAUCAGAGGAGUUUCUUUCUUUCGUUCCUUUUGUUUUUUCUUUUUGGUUUACCCGCGUAGCUCCAAGCCAAAGUGAGCAGCAUGGACCUGACAGUGCGCUUACAGCCAGGAAGCAUUUGCGUUCCAUCGCGGGAUUUCUGCCUUUAUUCAACUCCACAACUCUAAAGUGAAAGGGAGAAAUGCGUUGCAACAAAAUAACUGAGUAAGAUGUGUUCAUUGAUCCUCAUCCCAGUGCUGCUGGUGCUGUGGAGCAGCGACACCUCAGCUAUCAGCUCCAUAGACCCUGACUGGUCAGGAGAGGGGAGAUGUCAGCAUAUAAGCAUCCCCCAAUGUAAAGACAUCGGCUACAACAUGACCCGCAUGCCAAACCUCAUGGGACAUGAUGAUCAAAAAGAGGCGGCCAUAAAGCUGCAGGAAUUUUCCACACUUAUACAGUACGGGUGUCACAGUCACCUCAAGUUCUUCCUGUGUUCGCUGUACGCUCCAAUGUGCACGGAGCAGGUGUCCAACCCUAUCCCGGCAUGCCGAGUCAUGUGCGAGCAGGUCAAGCUGAAGUGCUCGCCCAUUCUGGAGAGGUUCAACUUCCCCUGGCCUGACUCCCUAGACUGCUCCCGUCUUCCCACCAAAAAUGACCCCAACAAUCUGUGCAUGGAGGCGCCCAACAACGGUUCUGAUGAGCCCCCCAAAGUGUCCCACACCCAGCCUCCAGAGUUCAGGCCCCAGCGGCCCCUGAGUGGACACGACCUGCACCUUAAGGACAGCGGUGGCAGCAAACAGACCUGCAGCAACCCUGGCAAGUUCCACUUUGUGGAAAAAAGUGAGUCAUGUGCCCCAAAGUGCUACUCAAAAGUGGAUGUGUAUUGGAGUCAGGGGGACAAGCAGUUCUCUCUGGUGUGGAUGGCCAUCUGGUCCAUCCUCUGCUUUGUCUCGAGUGCCUUCACUGUUCUCACGUUCCUCAUUGACCCACAGAGAUUCAAAUACCCUGAGCGGCCAAUCAUCUUUCUCUCCAUGUCUUACUGUGUUUACUCUGUGGGCUAUCUCGUUCGACUUUUGGUGGGAGCUGACAGAAUAGCCUGUGACAGGGACAACGGGGUGCAGUAUAUCAUCCAAGAAGGUCUGGAGAGCACGGGCUGCACCAUUGUCUUCCUCAUCCUGUAUUACUUUGGCAUGGCCAGCUCCCUCUGGUGGGUUAUCCUGACCCUGACUUGGUUUCUAGCUGCAGGAAAGAAGUGGGGCCACGAGGCCAUUGAGGCCAACAGCAGCUACUUUCACCUGGCCGCAUGGGCCAUCCCAGCUGUGAAGACCAUCAUGAUCCUGGUGAUGAGGAAGGUGGCCGGGGAUGAGCUAACAGGCGUCUGCUACGUGGGAAGCAUGGAUGUGAAAGCGCUGACCGGCUUCGUGCUCAUUCCCCUCUCCUGCUAUCUCAUCAUCGGCACGUCGUUCCUGCUGUCUGGCUUUGUGGCCCUCUUCCACAUAAGGAAGAUAAUGAAAACCGAGGGCGAGAACACGGACAAGCUAGAGAAGCUGAUGGUCCGCAUCGGCAUCUUCUCGGUGCUCUACACCGUCCCAGCCACCUGCGUCAUCGCCUGCUACUUCUAUGAGAGGCUCAACAUGGACUACUGGCGCAUCCUCGCCGCGGAGCAGAAGUGCACGGAAAGCAGCGAGCCGGACUCGGACGAGUGCGUCAUGAAGGCUUCGAUCCCCGCCGUGGAGAUCUUCAUGGUGAAGAUCUUCAUGCUGCUGGUGGUCGGCAUCACCAGCGGGAUGUGGAUCUGGACCUCAAAGACGCUGCAGUCGUGGCAGAACGUGUUCAGUAGGAAGCUGAAGAAGAGGACGAGGAGGAAGGCUGCCAGCGUCUUCACCAGCAGCAGGCCCUACAUGAAACCUCACCCGUCUCUCAAAGGGCACAACACGAAGUACGAGCCCACCCGACCCCCUCCGACAUGCGUAUGAGCUGGUUCUCACUGUGUACGAACCCAAAAAAAGCAGGACUUCUGAUCGAUCAGAAAGCCAUCAAAAAAGAAUCAAAUGCUUUAUUUAUGCAUCGUGCACUGAGAACACACGCUUGGUUUUUGUGCUUUCAGCCAUGUCAUGCAACAAGAGCAGGUUUUGUUUGAGCAAACUCUGCUUCACUCUUGUUCUUUUUGAAAACAUGGAUUUUAAAAAAUGGUAUUGUUCCAGAGACAAAAACCUUUUGGAUUUGCGUUACUUGAAUUAUGUGCAAUAGUUGUUUUCCUUUCUGGCUGGUGACACAUUUCAGACAAUAGUCGGAGAGAUGACUGUUGUUUCUGGGCUUUUUAAUGGAAAUCCAGGCGGUGUCAUGUGUUUAAACUGGACUGAAGCAGCUGCUGAACGGCGCUGAGACCUUCCCAAAUGCCCCGUUGUGAAGCGAGUCCAUGUCAUAAAUUAAUCAAGUACCCUUUAUUGAAAAAAAAAUGUUCACAGUGUUUCUGCUUUUUUCUUUUCUUUGCUAUUUUAUAGCA